This is a messenger RNA of Scomber japonicus (chub mackerel), 1533 nucleotides long. RefSeq names its product nuclear factor 7, ovary-like. Lineage: Eukaryota; Metazoa; Chordata; Actinopteri; Scombriformes; Scombridae. The record is from RefSeq and is a predicted model, not a curated record. The transcript has 2 exons. Gene Ontology annotation, molecular function: zinc ion binding; protein binding. The coding region runs from base 1 to 1533 and encodes 510 amino acids.
AUGGCUUCUGGACAAGAAAAUUAUCUCUCCUGUCCCGUCUGUCAUGACAUCUUUAUAGAUCCUGUUAUCCUGAAAUGCAGCCACAGCUUCUGUAAAGUCUGUCUGCGGGGAUGGUGGAGAGCGAAACAAGUACAGGAGUGUCCAGUUUGUAAGAUUGUAUCUGGAAGUAACAACCCACCUCGUAACUUGGCGUUAAAGAACCUGUGUGAGGCUUUCUUACUGGAGAGAGAUCAGAGAUCUUCAGCAGGAUCUGAGCCUCUCUGCAGUUUGCACUCUGAGAAACUUAAACUCUUCUGUCUGGACCAUCAGCAGCCAGUCUGUGUUGUCUGUCUGCAUUCAGAAACACACAACAACCACAAAUUCAGACCCAUCAAUGAAGCUGCACAGGAUCACAAAGAGGAGCUCAAGAAAUCCCUGAAGCCCUUACAGGAGAAACUGAAAGUAUUCAAAGAAAUGAAAGGAAACUGUGAUCAAACAGCAGAAUACAUUAAGGUCCAGGCCAGAAACACAGAGAGUCAAAUUAAGGAGCAGUUUAAGAAGCUUCACCAGUUUCUACAAGAGGAAGAGGAGGCCAGGAUCUCUACUCUGAGGGAGGAAGAGGAGCAGAAGAGUCAAAUGAUGGAGGAGAAAAUUGAGGGUCUGAGCAGAGAGAUAGCAGCUCUUUCAGACACAAUCAAAGUCACAGAGGAGGAGCUGAGAGCUGAGGACAUUUCAUUCCUGCAGAACUACAAGACUGCAGUGGAAAGAGUCCAGCAGCGCCCCCUGUUGGAUGAUCCAGAGCUGGUCUCAGGAGCUCUGAUAGAUGUGGCCAAACACCUGGGCAACCUGACCUACAACAUCUGGAACAAGAUGAAGGAGGUGGUCUCCUACACUCCUGUGAUUCUGGAUCCAAACACUGCUCAUCCAAACCUCAUCCUGUCUGAAGAUCUGACCAGUGUGAGACGUGGAGAGAGACAGAAGCUUCCUGAAAACCCAGAGAGGUUUGAUUACCAUAUAUUUGUCUUGGGCUCUGAGGGUUUUAACUCAGGGACUCACACCUGGGACAUUGAGGUUGGAGACAGUACAGGUUGGUUCAUCGGUGUGGCAGCAGAAUCUGUCCCAAAGGAACUCGUACAAAACAUAAACGUUUACAUCAAGUCUGGAUUAUGGGCAGUACUGCUCAGUAAAGAUAAAUGUACAGCAGUCUCUCCACUGCAUCCCUGCAUUCUUCUCUCAGUGAAGAAGGAGCUGCAGAGGAUCAGAGUUCAUCUGGACUACAACAAAGGAAAACUGUCAUUCUCUGAUCCUGAUACUGACACAAACAUACACACCUUCACACACACUUUCACUGACAUACUAUUUCCUUUCAUUUGCACUUCAGAUGAACUCCCACUGAGGAUAUUACCUGUGGUCUCUGGUGAUGAUGAUGAUGUUGAUGAUGAUGAUGAUGAUGUUGACAGAUACAGUGAUAGUGAUGUUGUUGAUGAAAACAGAAACUAUUAUUCUUCCACUGAGAGGAGGUUCACCAUCAGACCACAACCUGGACCUUCAUAG